AUGGAUUUAUCCUCGCCGGUUGUCAGGAGUGAAGAUAUAUACAGGACCUAUUGGCUCUAUUGGCGUCUGUUAGGUGUGGAGCGGAAACAUGCGAUUCGUUAUAUACUCGAUAUCCUUAUCACAAUCUUUUUUACCUUCUGGUAUCCGAUUCAUUUGAUUGCGGGACUGUUUUAUGAGACAAAAUUGGGAGAUGUGUGCAAGGGAUUACCAAUCACGGCGGCCUGUUUAUUUGCCAGCUUCAAAUUUGUCUGCUUUCGCUGCCAUAGCACUAUGCAUCUCUCGCAAUUUGGACAAUUUAUCGCGAGUGGCAUCAGCAUUUCCAUUACGCUCGUCAACAUUCUGUUCUUUGCGGAAAACAAUUUCGCUAUGGCCUACUACGGCGUUUACUUUGUGGCGAUGCUCGUGGAGCUGUUUCCCAGCUGCUACUACGGGACUCUGAUUUCUGUGGAGCUCAAUCGACUGACGGAUGCCAUCUUCUCCAGCAAUUGGGUGGGAAUGGAUCGCGGAUACUGUCGCACUCUGCUGAUAUUCAUGCAACUGACUCUGGCGAAGGUGGAGCUCAAGGCGGGCGGAAUGAUUGGCAUUAGUUUGAACGCAUUCUUUGCCACCAUACGAUUGGCCUACUCCUUCUUUACCCUGGCCAUGUCGCUGCGAAAAUGA
Drosophila obscura is the source of this 660-nucleotide messenger RNA. Its product is annotated as odorant receptor 33b-like. Gene Ontology annotation, molecular function: olfactory receptor activity; odorant binding. Gene Ontology annotation, cellular component: plasma membrane. NCBI's taxonomy places the organism in Eukaryota, Metazoa, Arthropoda, Insecta, Diptera, Drosophilidae. Gene Ontology annotation, biological process: detection of chemical stimulus involved in sensory perception of smell; sensory perception of smell. The record is from RefSeq and is a predicted model, not a curated record.